Molecule: messenger RNA, 738 nt
Organism: Symbiodinium necroappetens
Lineage: Eukaryota; Dinophyceae; Suessiales; Symbiodiniaceae
Source: the annotation of a GenBank genome assembly
AUGUCGGUGCAGGAUGUGUGCAACGUGCGAAAUGACACGCCCUUGUUUGCACUCUUCACCUUCGAGGAUUGGGUGCUGGUCAACUUGCGAGCCGAGCUCUCGCUGUUGACCCUGGCAUUCCUGCAGGAUGCUGCUGAUCCAGAGCGUGUCGGCAUCCAUGAGUCGAACCUGGGCUUCUACUACCAGAAAUACUUCAAGAAGAGCCUCCUCCCGAAACAAUAUGGCAUGAACACCAACAUGGAGCUGGUUGAGAAGUUGGUGAAGGACACUGUGGACAUAGCUGCAGACACACAGGUCCUCACCAGCAAGCGAACGCAGGAGGAGCUAGGUGACUUCAGCAUCCUCGUCAAGCUCACAGAGGCCGCUCGGCGAGACAGGCAAAGAAAACUCGACUCAGGCGAUGAGUCUGUGAGGCUUCAACUGGACGUCCAGGCGCACAUGCCGCCUCCGCCACCUCAGCAGCAGAUGGUACCACACUACCAGGGGGGCGGCGGUGGCUUCAAGGGCUACGGAAACAACUAUGGUAUGGACAAAGGAGGCUACAAGGGGGACAAAGGCGGCUUCAAGGGCUACAAAGGAGACCGAGGAUUCAAGGGCGGCUUCAAGGGGGAUGGAGGCUAUGGCAAAGACUUCGGCAAGGACGGCUACCAUCGUGCGUUCGACAAAGGCAAGAAGGGAGGCGACAACAAGGGCUAUGGGAAGAAGGGCAAGGAUGGAAAGCCCGGCAAAGGAUACUGA